CUCGAGAGGAAGGGACUUCUGCCGCUCUGCCAAACAUGCACCCGACACAAGUUUGACUGGAUUGUCCAUUUUCCCAUCUACUUGUACUGCUUUUGACCUGCGCACCAUUGAAAGUGAUGAGACACCAUGACCCGCUCGGAGGAGGAUAAUCUUGCACCCGCAGUAGAAAUCAUGGACACCGAAAGGCACUCCGCUGAAAGGUGACCUCCAGACACUUCACCUCCCCAAAACAUUUGAAUAUGCCAUGACACAACGAUGAGCUCCAACAGCACAGACCCUGGUCUCUUCCUGACUGCAAUCACCUCACUACCAUCAGCCGGAGCCUUCCCACAAUCUUUGAAUUCCCUGGAGAAUAAUUCAUCUUCCACCAGCAAUCUCCUAAACCUCACCUCAGAAUCUAAGAACAUAACAACACCCCUUCAUCACGUGGUUAGCCUUCCUUUGUGGCAGGUUAUCAUCAUUGUCUUGCUGACAGGCAUGCUGUCACUGAUCACCGUCAUCGGCAACGUCCUGGUGGUGGUAUCCUUCAAAGUUAAUCGCCAGCUUAAGACAGUCAAUAACUACUUCCUGCUGAGCUUGGCUGUGGCUGACCUCAUCAUAGGGGUCAUCUCCAUGAACCUUUACACAGCUUAUCUUGUAAUGGGCUAUUGGGCCAUGGGCAAGUGGGCAUGCGACAUGUGGCUGGCUAUAGACUAUGUGGCUAGCAAUGCUUCAGUUAUGAACCUACUGGUCAUCAGCUUUGACCGCUACUUUUCAAUCACCAGGCCUUUGACCUACCGAGCCAAAAGGACCACAAAGCGAGCUGGGAUCAUGAUCGGCCUGGCCUGGUUUGUUUCUCUUGUUCUGUGGGCCCCAGCCAUCAUCCUAUGGCAGUUUUUUGAGGGUAAAAGGACAGUCCCCUCAGAUGAAUGCUACAUUCAGUUCCUCACAGAGCCCACUAUAACUUUCUGCACAGCCAUGGCUGCUUUCUACCUGCCUGUGACGAUAAUGAGUGUUCUCUACUGGCUAAUUUACCAGGAAACCCAGAACCGUUCGAAGGAGUUAGCUGGGUUGCAGGGUUCGGGAAGUCGUGGUGGGGCUGGAGGAAAAGGAGGGAGUGGUGGGGGCGAGAAAGCCCGUUUCGUCCAUCAGACAGGAAGUUCUAGAAGUUGCAGCAGCUACGAGCUAACUAGGUUAUCACGGAGAAGAAGCACAUGUCGGGAGUUGGUUGGCCGCUUCCACUGCUGGCCUGGGGUUCGCUCCUGGAGACCUGGCAGUAUCCGGCAAGGAGAGGGUGAUCCAGACCAGAGCAGCAGCGACAGCUGGAACAACAACGAUGCUGCAAUCUCGUUGGAUCACUCUGGGUCUUCAGAGGAUGAGGAAUGUGGGGGCAAAGAGAUGAUUUCCCAGAGUCAUGCUAUUUUCUCCAUCGUUCUCAGCCUGCCUGGUAUAAAAGCUGCUGUCAACUCCCAACUCACCUCAUGUGAGGAUCUGGAUGCAGCCUCAGAGAACGAUCCCCUCAGGGGAGAGGAGUAUAGUAGAGACAGCCUCUCAACCGCCACCACUAACACCACUGCCACCACUACUCCCGAUGGUGAAGUAAAUUCAGAAAAAAGUGCAUACCACCAGCGCUUCGGCUCACGCAAGAUUCAAUCGAUGCCUAUCAUCCAGUCCAACUCGAACCAAGGCUUGAAUGGUCCCUCAACAACUGCUACCACCGCCACCGACAAUUCUACCACCAGCACCACCACUAAAUCCCCCUCUGUCCCAAUAUCCUUCAAAGAGGCAGCUAUGGCAAAGCGUUUUGCAACCCGUGCCCGGACUCAGAUCACUAAGAGGAAGCGCAUGUCCUUAGUGAAGGAGAAGAAGGCAGCUCAAACUCUCAGUGCCAUCCUCUUUGCAUUCAUCAUAACAUGGACACCUUACAACAUCAUGGUGCUGAUCAAUGCCUUUUGCAAAAAUUGCAUCCCAGCGACACUGUGGGCUGUUGGGUACUGGCUUUGCUACGUCAACAGCACAGUCAACCCCAUGUGCUACGCCCUGUGCAACAAGACUUUCCGUACAACCUUUAAGAUGAUACUAAUGUGCCAAUGGGACCAGAAAAAAAGGCGGAAGCAGCAGUUCCAGCAGAGGCAGUCGGUGGUCUUCCACAGAAGGAUUCCCAGGGAGUCAACGUAAAGGACUAGGAAGAGUAAGAUUUAACACAGGAGAAGAAAAAGGAAGAAGCAUCCAUGUAGUUGUUUCUGUGGAGUAUCUUUGCUUAGAGAUCCUUAAUGUGUUUCUCUGCUGGUGUGUCCAGCACAGCAACCCCAUGUGGUGGUUUAUGAGAUAUGUGUUGGUGUUGGAGCAUCCUUUUAGCAAAACUGUGUGCUUGAAGGAUUGUGUAUACAGUAGUGAGAUUCAGUUAUGAAAACUCUCUCUCUCUCCUUAAUGAAUUCAACCGUUUGAAUGUGGGAACCAAUAGAAAAGGGCUUUAAAAUGCUUUGCAGGAGAAUCUUUGAAGUGCAAUUGACACAAGAGGAAAGGAUAUAUUUGUCACAGGGCUGGGUAUUCACAUGUAUUAUAUUGUCUCUACAUAGAUCUGUAACGUGCAGAGUGGUUUUGCAUUAAAAACAAAACAUGGAAUCUGUUGUCACUGAAAGCCAAGACAAAAACUAGUGUUAGUGUUCACAUGCUUCUACAUCGUACUGAUUUGACCUGUCUCCUAUUGACUGGCAGGUGUUUUUAUCAGAAACUAUGUACAUUGCCUUUCUACAUAAAUAUAGCUUCCCUGUGUCUGAUGGAAUAUAAAAAAAAGUUCUUGAAUUGUGUCCUUCAGUCAACAGAGUUAUUUUUGUGAUAUUAAUUUUUGAGGUUUUCUAGAUAUUCCUGAGAUUUUGAGCCAGUCUGAAAAUUCUUCUUCUGAUGAAUUGAGUUGUGGAUAUUUGUGUGGCACCACAGUCAGUGAACUGCUGUAGUGUUCAAUGUGAUUGUUGUGGUUUUUAUGGUGGAGACAAUAAGUACAUUGGUUGUGUUUAAUGUACUUGCAGUUCUCUGUCCAGAGUAAUGAUUAUACAUUGAUGAUAUUCUGUUUGUGUCUAUUUGAAUAUUUCUGACUUGAUAUACAAUGAUUGAUUGCACACACAAAGAUGUCCAUUUAUAAAGAUGUGUGUUUUGAUGUUACACUAUCUUUUAGAUUUCUACAAAAUGAUACAGCUACGGUACUUUUUGUAGAGGGCCGCCACU
Molecule: messenger RNA, 3204 nt
Organism: Notothenia coriiceps (black rockcod)
Lineage: Eukaryota; Metazoa; Chordata; Actinopteri; Perciformes; Nototheniidae
Gene: chrm3a
Product: cholinergic receptor, muscarinic 3a
Exons: 3
Coding region: 256-2157 (633 amino acids)
Biological process (GO): adenylate cyclase-inhibiting G protein-coupled acetylcholine receptor signaling pathway; chemical synaptic transmission; regulation of smooth muscle contraction
Cellular component (GO): dendrite; synapse; plasma membrane
Molecular function (GO): G protein-coupled acetylcholine receptor activity; G protein-coupled serotonin receptor activity
Source: RefSeq, a predicted model, not a curated record